Triplophysa rosa is the source of this 2377-nucleotide messenger RNA. It is a transcript of the gene anxa11a, whose product is annotated as annexin A11a. NCBI's taxonomy places the organism in Eukaryota, Metazoa, Chordata, Actinopteri, Cypriniformes, Nemacheilidae. Bases 142 to 1773 code for a protein of 543 amino acids. Gene Ontology annotation, cellular component: cytoplasm. Gene Ontology annotation, molecular function: calcium-dependent phospholipid binding; calcium ion binding. The record is from RefSeq and is a predicted model, not a curated record. Gene Ontology annotation, biological process: phagocytosis; cytokinetic process. The transcript is spliced from 15 exons.
AACAGUGGAGUGCCUAACGGAAAGUAUGAGUCCCACCCACCCGAUUUAAAUAUUACAUGCGUGUCACACGAACGCAGAACAGAGGUACACUGUACCUAGGAAGUGACGGACAGCCCAGCCCGUCGCUUAUUCUACACAACAAUGAGCUAUCCAGGCUACCCUCCCCAGGCCGGCUAUCCUUCCCAGGCUGGUGGAUACCCACCUCAGCCAGGGGCAUACCCUCCCGCAGCUGGUGGUUACCCUCCCCAACCUGGAAUGUACCCCCCGCAGGCGGGUGGAUAUCCUCCCCAACCUGGUGCUUACCCUGGUCAGCCAGGUGCAGGUGCUUACCCUGGUCAGCCAGGUGCAGGUGCCUACCCUGGUCAGCCAGGGCCCUAUCCUACUUUGCCGUCAGGGGGUUGGGGUGCUCCCGGUACACCAGGAAUGCCUUCUAUUGGUUUGAAUAAUUUGCCGAAUCCUGGAUUCAAUGCCAGCAAUCUCCAAGGAAUGGCAAAUCAGAUCGCCACCUCUGGUGGAUUUGCUCCAAAUCCUGCCAUGUUUCCUCAAGGGCCUGGUGGCUAUCCCUCCCCCCAACACGGGGGUCCACCUGCCCCCUCCCCUAACCAGCCCUAUGGCAUGUACCCUCAGCCAGGAGGUGGCAUGCCCCAAAACCCAGGAAUGGGCUACCCCGGAGGUCCAGCGCCGGGCCAGCAGAUGCCAGGUUACCCAAAUGCGCCUUCACCCAAUCCGUCCAUGCCUAGCUAUCCCAGCAACCCCUCACCCAACCCGUCCAUGCCAGCGUACGGAGGAGGCACCCCGGCCAUUCCAGCUAUCAAUCGUGGAUUCAGAGGAACCAUCCCAGACUUUCCCGGUGCUGACCCUUUAAAAGAAGCAGAUGUGCUCAGGAAAGCCAUGAAGGGCUUUGGCACGGAUGAACAAGCCAUCAUUAAUUUGCUGGGAAGUCGCUCAAACAAGCAGCGUGUGCCACUAUUGAGAUCAUACAAGACUGCUUAUGGAAAGGACUUGAUUAAGGAUCUGAAGUCUGAGCUUUCAGGAAACUUUGAGAAGGUGGUGCUGGCCAUGUUGAUGACUCCAGUACAGCUUGAUGCGUAUGAGCUCAAAGAAGCCAUCAAGGGGGCAGGAACAGACGAGGCCUGUCUAAUUGAAAUCUUGUCCUCCCGCUCUAAUGCAGAGAUCCGAGAAAUCAAUCAAAUCUACAAAACUGAGUAUAAGAAAACACUAGAGGACUCCAUCAUUGGAGACACAUCUGGACACUUCCGAAGACUCCUGGUCGCUCUUGCUCAGGGUAACCGAGAUGAGCGUGAGACUGUGGAUAUAUCAGUAGCCAAACAGGAUGCCCAGAAUCUGUAUCAAGCCGGGGAAAAUAAACUCGGCACAGAUGAGUCCCAGUUCAAUGCCAUCCUGUGUGCUCGGAGCAAAGCUCACCUGAGAGCAGUGUUUAAUGAGUACCAGCACAUGUGUGGUAGAGACAUUGAGAAGAGCAUUGACAGGGAAAUGUCUGGAGAUCUCGAGAGUGGCAUGGUGGCCGUCGUGAAAUGCAUUAAGAACACACCAGCCUACUUCGCCGAGAGACUCUACAAGGCCAUGAGGGGGGCGGGAACAAAGGAUCGAACUCUAAUCCGCAUCAUGGUAAGCCGCUCUGAGGUUGACAUGCUGGACAUUCGUCAGGAAUACAUGAAGAAUUAUGGGAAAUCUCUCUAUACAGCCAUAUCUGGAGACACCUCAGGAGACUAUAAAAAGACAUUGCUGAAGCUGUGCGGUGGAAGCGAUUGAACGCCUGCAGAUCUUUAUAGGCCACAGAGGACAUGAAGCCACACCACGAUGUAUACACAUCUUAAACAUUACUUUAAUUUGCAAUCUAUUAUGUUCUUGCAUGUUUUACCUACUCAGCUUAUCUGCUGAUAUGCUGCACGUUACAUUUCAUGCUGUUUUAUUACUAUAUUUUUAGUUCAACAGUAGCAUAUCUCUUUAUGUACCUUCUAUGCUGAAAACAGUGGCUUAGCCAAUUAUUGAAAUACAGACAAAUGACAUAUAUAUUUUAUAUAUUAUCUUCCAGGUAUAUUUUCUUUGCAAGAUACUAAUGGCAAGACUAAUUCUGUUUUUAUUAUUGUGUACCCAUCUGAAUACCAAAUACCAAGUUAUUACAAUUUACUAUUAUGUUGAGUAAUUUACAGACAGGGGAAAAUGUGCCAUAUAUUUUAGGUUUAGUUGUCAUGUUAAACAGAAAAAUGUGCAUUAAUUUGUUUGUUUCAUAUUAAGAAAGCUAUAUAUACUGUAUGUAAGGCUUUUAUUCAGCAAUACACUUUUCAUUUUGCUACAAUUGUUAUGAUUGUUAACCAGCUGUUUAUUAAGGCAAAAAAGAAAGAAGUCAUGAUGG